Molecule: messenger RNA, 1728 nt
Organism: Oncorhynchus mykiss (rainbow trout)
Lineage: Eukaryota; Metazoa; Chordata; Actinopteri; Salmoniformes; Salmonidae
Source: RefSeq, a predicted model, not a curated record
GAGCUUUUUUUUCUCACACAGCGGUGGUGAGCAGCCAAGUACUGUGUGCCUAAUGGCAACAUUUGGCUUAAAUGCCCACAGUAAAAAUGCUUUAUAAAAAUGUAUGAAUGAGCCGUACUAUGGACGUGGUCUUCAAUAAUCCAAUGAGUUUUCAAGAUUAUGGAAAACCGCGAGCACAGCAAAUGUGUGUGUUCCUUCGCCUUGUCGCACAGCGGAGAAAAACAUUUGGCCAUGACUUGUUGCUAUGCAACCGCAACGCCACCCGCCAGAUUCAGCACAUCAAAAUGUCUGAAAGAAGAAUGCAUGAGACCAAAAGACCCAUGUCAUCCAAGGCAGAAAAGUCUCAAGGAGGAAAAUCUGUGAGACGUCCAGCCUCUGUCCACUCAAAGAAACCAUCCACGAUAGACCUACUUGCUAAAGAGGAGGAAUACAAACGUAUAAAUGCAGAGCUGGAGGCAAAAACAGCCGAACUAGUAAGGCAAGCGGAACAGGUUAUGAGUGACCAAAAUGAAGUCUUGUCAAAGCCAAUCUCUUUCCACCUUGAUGUUGACAUUGAGGAGGAGGAUUUCAAGAAUGUGAACAUGCUGGAAUCUUCAGUUAUGAAGCCCACUACUAAGGUAAUGCCAAAGAAAAGGGUCACAUCAAAAUCCAAUUCACAAAACAGACAUGGAAACCAGAGAAAAGCACAAACAACAAAGGCAGCUGCAGUUGAGGAUGUUGCAGUUCUUGAAGAUUUUGUGGAUUUUUCCUUGUCUAAAACAAUACGUAACAUUGAGGGGAAGCUGGAUGAUGGAGAUACUCAUGACAAUCUUAUGGAAGAUAUCAUGCCCAGUGUUGGGGAUGAGCUGGGAUCAGAUGCUCAAAUCCGUUUUCUCAAAGCAAAACUUUGUGUAAUGCAAGAAGAAUUAAACCGGCUAUCAUAUGAGUGCAACAAAAAGGAUGAUGCAAACAGUAGUUUAAGCACCAACAUAAAGGAGGUGGAGGAGGAUCGAGCUAGACUACAGAAGACCACAAACAUUCAGCAAACCCAGAUAGAGAAACACAGAGCUUUAGCGGAGGAGUCUAACAGAAAAGGUGAUGGGCUUCAGCAACAAGUAACUGCUCUACAGAAGGAAAUCGAGGGUUUGAAGAGAGCACAAAAACAGGCAGCAACCAAUCACAGUGCCAUAGAGGUAAGACUGAACAGAGCCUUGGAGGAAGUUGAGAGGUCCAAGACACAACUGACCAAGAUCAAGCAGAUGAGCAAGGACACAGCAGACCAGGAGCAUAAAAAAAUAGAAACAUUAAAAGCUGAAAACAAGAAGCUGGAAAAGCAAAAAGCUGAACUGAUAGUGGGUUUUAAAAAACAGCUCAAACUGAUUGAUAUACUGAAAAGGCAAAAAGUAAAUGCAUUUUGAAGCUGCCAAGAUGUUGUCAUUUACAGAAGAGGAAUUCAUGAAAGCUCUUGACUGGGGGAAAUCUUAAAGCAAUACUGAAAAAUGUAUGUAAUACAAUCCUGCUUGCCUUGAAUGUAUUCUUAUGGUUAGCUACAACAUUAAUUAUGUGGCCUUUAACAUUGUAUGUAAGUCAUGUAGUAUGUAUGCAUUGUUCAUUUAUACAGAAUAUAUUUGUAAUGCAGUUGGAUUUUAAAAGUUAACAUUUUAUUACAAUAAUGGGGUUAAAUCAAUUUAAAACUGUAGUUGCAUCAUCACCUAAUAAAGGAAAUUGUGUUUUUUUUAAAUUACUAAA